This is a messenger RNA of Nannizzia gypsea CBS 118893, 2934 nucleotides long. RefSeq names its product WD repeat-containing protein. The record is from RefSeq and is a predicted model, not a curated record. Gene Ontology annotation, molecular function: protein binding. Gene Ontology annotation, cellular component: cytoplasm. The coding region runs from base 1 to 2934 and encodes 977 amino acids. The transcript is spliced from 4 exons. Gene Ontology annotation, biological process: positive regulation of TORC1 signaling. NCBI's taxonomy places the organism in Eukaryota, Fungi, Ascomycota, Eurotiomycetes, Onygenales, Arthrodermataceae.
AUGGAGACUGCUGUCCGAUGGUCACCGAGUUCAACAUCUGACGACCAGAGGUUUCUUUACGUUGAUAUACCUGGGAAGUCCUUCAAUGUAUGCAAAGUUACCUCUCGCGACGAUGCUCUUGGGACGUUGAAGUACGAUGUCCUGUCCUCUCGCCAUUCGGUGCCGCCGUUUCGAGCAUUCGACUGGUCGUCAGCCGACGAGAACCUAGCUGUUGUCGGGCAGUCAUCGGGAGAGGCUGCAGUUCUUCGCUUAGAUGAUGACUCACAGAGUCCUAUUGUUUUCCCCAUACGGAACCAGAGGUCAUGCAAUGCUGUUGCAUUCAAUACGCAAGGAUUGCUGGCUGCUGGUCUCGACAAAGUUAGGAAUGAUUUCAGUCUGAACAUAUGGAAUGUGAAUCAGCGCCUUAGCUUGGGAAGUUCUGCGCGGCCAUUUGGAUCUAGCAGGUAUCCUACAGAACCGCUCCGCAAGCUUGCUAGCUCGGAACCAAUUACAAGCAUCAAGUUCUUCAAGGAUCAUCCAGAAACAUUGGUUGUUGGAGUCCGAGGGCAAUCUGUUAGGAUAUAUGACCUACGAGAGUCAUCUGGUAGUCCAUCGCUACAGUUCAUCACACGAUGUGUCCACAACAUAGCCAUAGAUUGGCUAGAUGAAAACUACAUCGCUGCUUGUUUUCCUUCAAAUGACGUUGCUAUUAGUAUAUGGGAUCGUCGCUCGGGAUUUCGCUAUCCCACAGCCGCAGGUGCCGCAUCUGCCAGUGCGGAUUCUGGCCCUCUUUCUACUGCAUUGGACUUAGUACCAGAUCUUGGACCCAACUCCACAAUCUCAAGCCUUCGAUUUUGUCGGUCAAAGCGGGGAUGCUUGGGGAUGCUUACCACAACUGGAACAUUUCGAUGCUAUGAUAUUGCCAAGGAAUACCUCUCUGAGGAACAUAAAUCAUCUUUAGAACUUGCGCUAGGGCAGGACUCUAGUAAACACUACCCUGAACAAAUUUACACUAAAAAGGUGCAAGACUUCCGGCCUUCUAUUCUCCCUUUCGGUAGCGCUGCAAAAAAUGAUUGGCAACGGGUUACGUCCUUCGACUUUUUAAAUAAAGGAGUGGUGUCCCAUCCAGUUGCAAUAACCCUCUUGGCUGAUAAAACUGUCAGUCUUUUCACUCCCCCACCUCCGCCAUCCUCUACGGAUCUAUCUUCAAAGUGUUCUUUGAGUUUGGGAGGUCUAGUCCGCAGUGAUUCGAGCCCCGUACUCUUGAGUCCAUCGUCCGACUUAGGGGUCACAGCAUCACAACUUAACUCCACGAUAGCCCCUCCUGGUAUGCUUUCAGAUAAUGAAGGGCUCAGUCACCAAUCCACCUCUGAUCACCCAAUUGGUGACGCAAGUGAAUUACAUCGUGAUAAGCGAGGCAGUCAUGUUUCAGCCAACGAUACACACUCAUUUGAGGAUGCACUAUCAUGGCUAACAAUACCCCGCUUGAGGUGUGCUGAAGGAUAUUUGCUAGAUAGCGAGAAAAAUAAAGCUAUAGUAUCUGAUAACCACUCCCUACAGGAGCUAUGGGAUUGGAUUGGGCGCGCACACUCACGGUCAAAAGAUGACUCGAUGAUAAUCCACGGCGUUGAUAUGAAUUAUGUUGGCGUGUAUAGCGUCUGGAAUGGGAAACUAGCAGGACGAAGCUUUGAAAGUAGACGUGAUAGCUCUGAACUGGGUGAAGAGCGAAGUAUCAGUCAGCUUUUUCAAGAACUGGUGCACAAGCUUAACUUCGCUCAGAGCAAAACUUGUGAAUCUGAGUUUCCCGAAAAAAGGCAGCUUUGUCUUCAUAUAUGCGGUGCACCAGAAUCGAAUGACGACCUCGUCAAUACAGUGAAUCAACUUGUUGCAGACAGGCAACACUCCAAAGCGGCGGCUUUGGCUAUUUUCCAGGACGAAGUGAAAUUAGCUUACAAGGCCCUAAGGGAGAAUAAACCGACCCAAGCGCACAAAUUAUUAGCAAUGGCUAUCAUAGGAGGGUCAAAAGGAGACGUAGGACCUGAUUGGGAGGAGACAUGUGCGGAGAUCGCAGCUGAGCUGACAGAUCCCUAUGCCAGGGCCAUCCUCGCCAUGGUUGGCAAUAGUGACUGGAUGUCUGUAUUGCAAGAAGCAACUCUUCCUCUCAAGUACCGCGUGGAAGUUGCAUUGCGCUGGCUGCCUGACGCCGAGCUUACGAGUUAUCUGAGAGAUGCAUCCGUACAGGCUAUACACCAGGGAGAUGUUGAGGGUGUUCUGCUUACAGGGCUUGAUCAUGCAGCGCUGGACUUGUUCCAAUCAUACAUUAACAAGUUCAAUGACAUACAGACACCCGUCCUGGCCAUGUGCCACACAAUUCCACGAUUUAUCAGAGAUGCCCCGAGCAAGGCCCGGUUCGAGGCAUGGCGCGAAACCUACCGACACCAGAUGAACUCAUGGAAAUUAUAUCUCAACAGAGUCAAGUUCGAUAUUGAGUCACGGAAACUUGCCAUAACAUGGGAAUCACGCAGGCUUGUGGAACCACCCCUCCAACAGAUUAGCCUCGUCUGCAACUACUGCACCCGCCCUCUCACGCAACAGGAUAAUUCGAAUCCGGAGGUUGUUGCUACUCCAACUGAAUAUCCUCACGCAACCCCAGGAAAUCCAUUAGGUCACGCAUCCAUGAAUGGCACCGCAUGCCCUAAAUGCAACCGGCACAUGCCUCGUUGUGGUAUAUGCUCUUUAUGGCUGGGGACCCCAGACCCGAUGUCUAAAGCAUCAAUCGCAGAAGACUCGAAGAAGGCCGCAUCAACCACCCAAAGUCACGAAGAUAUUAUGAGGCGGUUUGUAGCAUUUUGUGUCAACUGUAACCACGGAUUUCAUGCAGACCACGCGAGAGACUGGUUCCGUAAGCACAAGAUAUGCCCUGUUGCUGAGUGUGGCUGUAUCUGUGAUCGUUAA